Molecule: messenger RNA, 850 nt
Organism: Lotus japonicus
Lineage: Eukaryota; Viridiplantae; Streptophyta; Magnoliopsida; Fabales; Fabaceae
Exons: 2
Coding region: 203-658 (151 amino acids)
Source: RefSeq, a predicted model, not a curated record
AAAUGUUCUCUUUGCAUGAAUGUUAUUGUAUACGCAUUUGGUAAGCCUUUAUAGCUCAUGUAAGUUAUGUUGCUCAUGGAGUUGCACGCUGAGUUCACGAAAGUCUUGCAGGAUCUGAUAGCAAGCAAGAAAAUUGCGUGACUGGUGAGAAAUCGAACAUCAAAUUUUAUCAUACAAUCUGCAAAAGUCAAGAUAAGAGGCAAUGACGGAUACAAUAGCGGUGGAUCUGGUGGUGGUAGAUUCAGAGGUGGAGGAAACAAUGGAGGUAAUGAUGGUGUUGGAGGUGGAAGAGGGAGUUAUGCUGGUGGUUGGAGUAGGAAUGGAGGAUCACAUGGAUCAAGAGGAAGUGAUUAUGGUGUUGGUGGGAGAAGGGGUGGUUGAAGUGAUGCUGGAAGAAGCAGUGGAAGUGGUGGUGAUGGAAGUGGAGGAAGUUGUAGUGGCAAUGGUGAUAGUGGAGGAAGCGGUGGAGGUGGAAGUGGAAAUGGUGGUGGAAGGGGUGGAGGUGGUUAUGGUGACUGUGGAAGAAGAGGAAGCAAUGGUGAUAGUGGUGGUUGAAACAGAGAUGGUUAUGGUGGUUGUGGAAAUGGGGGAACCUGUGGUGGUGGAAGUGGAAGCGGAGGUGGUUGUGGUGGAGGUGGAAACAGAGGAUGGGUACUAGAUCUAGAAGUGGUUGAGGAACAUGUGGAGGAUAUUGAAGAGUUGGUAAUGGAGGUUAUAUCAAUGAGAAUAAAGGAAAACAAGAUGGUUGACUAUGUGGAACCAAAGUUCAAGCAUUGAUAUCUUGAAAUUGGUUCUUUACUGAAUGUAAAUGUGCUUUGGACGCAUUACAGUAAUAAAAUGCUUAGUUUAA